UAACAUUAAUUCUACUUACGAAUAAAAAUAAGUAAAAAACACAACGAAGAAACUAACCUGACUGCCCUCCUCUUUUACUUGUCAAAUGGGGUUCUUUAUUUUGAAAGAAGGUCGGGACGUGUCCGGAAAAGAGCCGUUGGUAUCGCGCGCAUGUGUCACGGGACACAAAACAGUGAUACGGACGAUGGGGGAUGUAGUUUUACAAUAACAAAAACAUUACCCAGAAUGCAAUAGUUUACGGGACAUACCAGGCGGGUAAUAAGAAAAGUAACAUCAUGAGAAAACUCAUCCUGCGGCAUUUGACAGUUGUAAAUAUAUAAAUCCCAAUUUUAGUGACGCGGAAAAAUAACACGUCAGCUGAUCAUUUCCCGUUGGUCGAUAGCAUUAUUUGGGAGAAGCCGAAUUCUAGAUCGUAUUCUCGGUAAAGACGACAACGUGGACUCGGCCCUCACGCGGGCAUCUUUCAAGGCUAACUAGCCUGUUAGCUGGGAUGCUAGUCAUGAGUGGCUGAAGAACGAAACGACAGUUGGUGUUGAGUGUGUACCUCGUGAGGACAAAAUGUCUGGCUUUAACUUUGGAUCGGGCGCGCUCGGUGCCGCCAACAACACUGGUGGAGGAUUUUCAUUUGGUGCCGCAGCAAGUGCACCUGCGGCCAACACCGGCGGCUUCUCCAUCGGAGCUGCUCUGGGCGCAGCAGGCACCACCCUCGGCGCUGCCACCAGCACCCCGGCCUCGUCUCUGGGUCUGGGAGGCUCUCUGUUCGGUCAGAAGACCGCUGGCUUCUCUUUCAACACCCCCGCCUCAAGCGCCGCCGCACCCACCACUGGCCUUAUGUUAGGCGCCCCGGCCGCUACAGCUGCGUCCACUGGCUUCAGCCUGCCCUUCACCAAGCCCACCGGCUCAGCGCCCCCCUUCUCCCUCACCACCGCUCCCACCUCCUCGGCGGCCCCUGCGGGGGCGGGUUUGUCAUUUGGCUCUGUCCUGACAGGCACAGCUGCGCAGCAGCACGCGGCGGGCUUCUCGCUGGGGCUGGGCUCAACAAUGACCACGGUGGCGGCGACGGGCCAAUCGCUGGGCGGGAGUCUCUUCUCCAACACUUUGUCUACAGGUUUGGGUCAGACAACUCUCGGAGGAGGCGGGUUAACGUUGGGAUCUCUAUUGGCUUCAUCCACGGCCAUAUCAGCGGCCCCUGCCCCAAGUAUGGGCCUGGGCGGAGUCGACUUCACUACUUCCUCCGAGAGUAAGAGCGACCCGUCGUCCGGAGCCAACGCAAAGGACAGUAAAGCUUUGAAAGAUGAGAACCUCCCUCCAGUUAUUUGUCAGGACGUUGAGAAUUUCCAAAAAUUUGUGAAAGACCAGAAACAAGUUGAGGAGGACAUCAGCAGGAUGUCCUCGAAGGGCAUUUCUAAAGUCCAAGAUGACAUCAAGAGCCUCAAACAGCUUCUCUCUGUCAGUGCCAGCGGCCUACAGCGUCAAGCUCUGGCCAUCGAAAAGCUCAAGCUGGAGACGGCACAGGAGCUGAAAAAUGCAGAAAUAGCAUUACGUACGCAAAAGACUCCCCCCGGACUUCAGCAUGAGAACACUGCUCCGUCAGAUUACUUCCACAGCCUGGUCGAGCAGUUCGAGGUGCAGUUGCAGCAGUACCGGCAGCAGAUAGAAGAACUGGAGAACCACCUGACGACGCAGAGCAGUGGCUCCCACAUCACUCCUCAGGACCUAACGUUGGCCAUGCAGAAGUUGUACCAGACAUUUGUCGCGCAGGCGGCCCAGCUCCAGUCCGUUCACGAGAAUGUCAAGAUCUUAAAGCACCAGUACCUUUCGUACCGCCGGGCCUUCCUGGAAGACUCAACGGAUGUCUUUGAAUCCAAACGGGCAUCCAACAGGAAGUGGCAGAGCGCACCGCGAAUCACCACCGGGCCCGCCCCGUUCUCCAAUGUUCCCAACGCUGCAGCCGUUGCCAUGGCAGCCACGUUGACCCAGCAACAGCAGCCAACUCCAGGGACCCAGGCGCCCCUGGGGGCCGGGUUUGGAAACCCCUUUGCUUCGGCAGUGGGCAGUAGCUUGGGCUCUUCUACCCUUGGAGGUUUUGGUGGUGGGCCAGGAUUUGGUGGGGUGGGGACUGGGGGGUCUUCUUUUGCCUUCUCCACCAGUAAGCCCACAGGAGGCAGUCUGAGUGCAGGUUUCGGUAGCAGCAGCAGCUCGGGCUUUAACUUCAGUAACCCGGGCCUCAACCCCUCGGCUGGCCUGACCUUCGGCGUGUCUAACCAAGCCGCUACGGGCUUUGGCGCUACUCCCCUCCUCCAGCUCAAGAAACCCCCCGCUGGUAAUAAACGGGGCAAGAGAUAGAACUGAGAGCAUAAAACCCCCCUGACAGUCCAGCUGACGGGUUUGUAUCAAGUAAGGCCCGGUCUCCCAAAAGCAUACAAGUGCUCCAUUAAUCACUAUCCAAAUACACAGCCAUCAUUUGAAUCCGAGGGAUCAAAUUUAAACCACCAUGAAACUGCAAUACGGGAACACAUGGGUUUACACACGUUCAGAUAAAAACAAGCGUUAUUGGUCAGUCGUACGUACUUUAUUGUCCAAGUUCACGUCCUACUAGAUUAGAUUGUUCAAUUGUAUUGCUUCUCUCUCGUCAAUCUACAACCUCCGGAUGGAUGUGAUCGACAGUGGAGUGUAUUGAAAUGCCGUUUGCAUCAUUUUAAAUGUUAUUUUUCCCCGUUUGCGUUAAAUCUAUAAUGUUUAGCGCUGCGACGCUUUUGGGGAAUCCCAGCCGUGAACACAGCUGGCUCAAUGACAGAUAGUUCAGGUCUCUGCGAUGAAGUGCUUUUGUCGAGCCGGAUAUGUUUUUGUGCUCUGCGGUCCAGAGUGCAUUUGGUUUCAUUGAGUUGAAGAAACCGCAGAUCGCUUAGCUGCACUUGAACUCCGCUAAAAUGAUAAAUUGGCCCGAGCCUCGUCCAGGGAAGGGUAGGAUUCCAUUUAAGGAAAGAGGUUUAGUGGGUUUGGAGCAGUGUAGUCGCUGCGUAAGGUGUCCAUCGGGAGUAUUAUGUGAUCCCAGGUGCUUUUUUUUUUAGGCACAGGAGAGCGUCCAGGGGGGUUUGGGGGAAGCACAGUUUUAUUUUUGUAUUAAGUGGAGUAAGAGAUGACAUACGGGAGGGGUAAAAGCAGCACUUGGGACAGUCCACAAUCAAGUCCACGUGACCUGUGUUGUUUUGCUAAAGUCCAUCCCUCCAUCAUUGUUUCGUGGUGGCGUUUUAGACCCAUUCAGUUGGCCAUAAUGUAAAAACAUGGGAGAGGAAACGCUGUGCUGUUUGUAUUACAUGGCUCCCAUUACAUAAAAAGUUGGUUGAACCUGGAAAGGGUUUUACCAGAAGAUUCUAGCUGCUCAACCCUAUUAGUGUGCUAGAAGAGGUCUGCACAUGUCGUAUGUGACCUGGCAGUGCAUGUGUGCUCAUUGCACAAGUAUGAAUUUGUCUCCUGUUGUCUUUCAUAAUUGCUGACUUCUUUUGAACGUCAAGGAUGGUGGGGAUAUUUUGCUUUUUUUUUGUGUGUUCAGUUACCAAAUACUGGUAGAUGUACAAUUAUUUCCGAAUCACUGUCUGUAAACUUGUAUUUUCAAGAAGCUGUUUAUUAAUAAAAUCUUCAUUAGGAUGUUUUGCCUGUUUACGGCAACACUUCAAUAAAUGUGUGUGUUUACACAGAA
Messenger RNA from Gasterosteus aculeatus aculeatus (three-spined stickleback), 3700 nucleotides. RefSeq names its product nucleoporin 58 (gene nup58). Gene Ontology annotation, cellular component: nuclear pore. Lineage: Eukaryota; Metazoa; Chordata; Actinopteri; Perciformes; Gasterosteidae. Gene Ontology annotation, molecular function: structural constituent of nuclear pore. The record is from RefSeq and is a predicted model, not a curated record. Gene Ontology annotation, biological process: nucleocytoplasmic transport.